This is a messenger RNA of Aspergillus saccharolyticus JOP 1030-1, 2140 nucleotides long. Its product is annotated as basic helix-loop-helix domain-containing protein. NCBI's taxonomy places the organism in Eukaryota, Fungi, Ascomycota, Eurotiomycetes, Eurotiales, Aspergillaceae. Gene Ontology annotation, biological process: regulation of transcription by RNA polymerase II. Bases 432 to 1760 code for a protein of 442 amino acids. Gene Ontology annotation, molecular function: DNA-binding transcription factor activity, RNA polymerase II-specific; protein dimerization activity; RNA polymerase II cis-regulatory region sequence-specific DNA binding. The transcript has 2 exons. The record is from RefSeq and is a predicted model, not a curated record.
UACUCGUGAGUGCGCAACGAAGCAGAGAUUUUCUCCACCCUCGAAGCUAUCCCCCGGAUUUUGCCUUUUCGUUAUCAUUCCUUUGAUCUGUCUGGCGAAUCAAUGUGGGAGAUGUCCCACGCUGCAACCGAGUCCAUCCGCCAGAACACCGGUUUGCUCCAUACAUAAUCAGCCCGCUACUACAACUUUGUCAUUGUUGCCCCGGAUUAUCCCCAAAUCGAAUGCCGCUACUGGCAACAAGCCUCCGCAACGCGACCUUCAACCUGUGCCUGUGAGCUUCUCGUGGUCCGCAAGCCCCGAUCGUGUCCGUGCAUUAUAUUCAAUCGGAAUCUGCGCCGACAGAGGCAUGUCCGCGCUGCCUUCCCGGCGCUGCUCUCAACUAGGGUAGCAAGUGGGCGCUCGACUUGCGACUUUCAACCAUUCUCACCAUCAUGGAUCUCAGAAACUCCGAGGCGCAUAAUGGCAGCGACAGCCCCCAACCUGGUCCGUUUGGCUAUUCUUUCCUUUCGCCCAUGGACACCCCGUACGAACCUGCCCCUGCACGACCCCCCGGGCCCGCUCUUCUCGAUGAUAAUGAGUCCACUAUGCUGGAUAAUUUCUUCACAACGAUGAAUUCCAAUCAUUUCUCCAACGACUUCUGGAUGGGGGGUCCGACAAACCGAUUGCUUGGUACUAACGGGCUCGACUGGCCAGGCGAAUUACCUCCCACCUUCGAGGGUUCCACGACAUCUCUUUCACAACCGGGCUUUCCGCAUGGCAGCCUGGACAAGUCCAGUAUGGAGAUGAUGUCGCAGAACUUGAAUACAAGUUCGGAUAUUUUCGCGGCUGCCUCUAUGCUUUAUAACAAUGGGCUUACCGGAACGGGUUUUAACUCCGGCUUUAAUCACCAUAAUUUCUCUGCUCCAGACACAGACUUCAACAAUCCCAGGAUCAAUGGCCACAGCAAGGUUCCGCACAGCAGUAGUCAUUCAAAGCAGCCGUCACGUCGCCGCAUGCCCGUCGGAUUUCAUACAUCAGAGAUGCUGUUCGAUGUCGGAGAACCGAUUUCACCAGAACAACAAGUGACGGCAAAAGUGCGCCCACUUCAUUGGGGCUCAGAUAUUGGCUUCAUGGGCCAGGGGUAUAUGGCUCCUCCUGAACAACCUAAUGAAGAGGAUCGGACCAAAGAGCUACUUGGCCAUCUGGUAUGCCUUGAGCGACAGAGCAGUGCAACAAACACGCGCGCUCCCAGUCCAGUAACAGCGAGACACCCUGGAGGCUACGAUGCUCCCUGGGCGGAUGCCGCUGCUGCUGGCCAACUUAGCAACCUCCGGCGAGGCUACCGAGAGAAUGUGGAAGAUCUUGCUCAGCCCAAGAAGAAGCAGAGGAUCUUUGUGAAAGAGGAAGAUGACGAGACUUCGGAUGACGAUGCUUCGAUACGAAAGCCCAGAAAAUCUAAGCCCUCAACUCGACGACUUUCGCAAGAUACCAUUUCAAAACGGAGGCUCUCUUCGGGACCAAAACCGGCGCGCGAAAAUCUAACUGAGGAGCAAAAAAGAAGCAACCACAUUCUUUCAGAACAGAAGCGACGAAAUCUUAUUCGGCAAGGUUUCGAUGACUUAUGUUUACUCGUCCCGGGGCUGAAAGGGGGUGGCUUCAGCAAGAGCGCAAUGCUCACUCAAGCGGCCGAUUGGUUAGAAGAGAUCCUACGAGGGAAUGAGAUUCUCAGAGCACAACUCGCAGAGAUGAAGACAAUGAAUGGCUUGGUCAUGCCACGGUAGCACCCCAUCCAAGUUACGCGAUCACGACAAAUCAUAUUAAUUCCCACGACUUCAUUCAGAAGCAUGGGCCUUGUUUCAAUUUAACUGUACAUUGGAGCACUUAAGCGAUCUUCCAGUCAUCUUUUCGAUGCAAGUGCAGGCGUUUGUUCUCUGACGGCCAUGAUUCAAAUUAUUUCUCUCCCCUGGCGAGGCUCUUUUGCCGAGAGUUUGCUUGCUGACUUGCCGCGUGUCAUGCACCGUACCCAUAAUACCCCUUUGGCCUGAUUUCAUCGUCCCAGUUAUACACGAUUAUACUUGAUGCACGUGUAACUAUAUAGCCGAAUCUUCAGCAAUCUACGAUACCAUCCAAGGAAAAAAAAAAGGAAAUUUAUUGACCCAAU